UUACCUUCUCGAGGGCUUAUAGCAGUUGGGUAGAUACUUUAACAGUUUAAGAAGUAUAUAAAGGGGAACAACUUUAUACCUGAAAAUAGUGUCGAUCUUAAUUGUUGCAUAAUUUUAUUUGGAUAAAUGAUUGCAGUGUUAUUGUUUAGUUAAAACUUAAACAACCUCCAUUUUAAAACAAUCGAUAAACAGAACGUUUGUGUUAUUCUGCCUGUUUGUACGUCGUUAUAACUUUUAUACAAUAUUACACAUUUCAUUUAAUUGUUACUGAUAAUAAUUACUUGUAUUUGUAAUUGUAUGGUAUGAAAAGUAUACGUUAUUGUAAGUUGACAAGGUAAAUUAGUGUAAAUUAUUAAAUGUGUAUAAAACCAAUAAUUUUUAUACGGAGAUAAAAUAUUACAGCUUUAUAAAUUAUAGUUAUACACGUCACUAUAGUCUAUAGUACUACUACUAGUAACGUUGUUAGUUACUUAACUCUUAUUGUUAUAGUCUUAAGAGAAAAUUCAUUUUUGUUUAAAGCAUAAUAAUAUAAGGCUAUUUGAGUUAGAGCGUUAAGUAGAGUGUAGUAUUGCCUAUAGUUGUGUCAUUUCAUAACUUCCAUAUGUUUGCCAAACUGUGACAUUAUUACUUGUUAAGUAUACUGUAUAGGGCUUCGACUUAUUUCAAAUUCAGGCUUUUAUUGAUUCUUGUUAUAAACUUCUUACCAAAAUAUCAAGAUGUAUCAGUGUAUCACUUGUAGUUGUUGGUUUUAUUUCAUUCCUUUACUAGUAUUUAUUGAUAUAUUUGGAUCCUUUGGUAAUUGUGAGUUCACUUAUGGAUAUGGACCUCAAGAGUAUGCACUUGCUUUGAUUAACAUUACUUACACACAUCCUCUGACUGGAAAAAUUUAUUACGAUAAGAGUAAAAUAGGAAAGUUUAACAUAGGUAAGAUAGAACCAGCAAGUGGGGUUGUGAUACAUGUGUCCAGUAAUAACCACACUACUCAUGAUGGUUGUGAACGUUUUGAUUCUGAUAUUAUUCCUCGUGAACCAUGGAUCGCUCUUAUUUCACAUGGACGUUGUAAAGACACAAUUAAGCUGCAACAUGCUAUGAUGAGCAAUGCAACAGCUGCAGUUAUUUACAGCAGUGAGUACAACUCAUUUGGACUCAAGUUACAGCAUCAAGAUGGACCUUCUAUGAAACCUAGUGAAAUGGGAUACAUUAGACAUCUCCUUCAUGAAAUGCUGUACAUACCUGUGUUUGACAUGGUAUCGGUUUUGAUUAAUAAAGAAGACGGAGAGAAAAUUGCUCGCAUAGCCGACAAUGGUACACGCGUUGAGAUGCACAUAACGGUGGGAACUCCUUAUACGUACCAUUAUGCUAACAUCAACCGCACGUCUGUGCUUUUCGUCUCAAUAUCGUUUAUCAUCCUGAUGAUCAUAUCAUUGGCUUGGCUGGUGUUCUACUAUGUCCAGCGAUUUCGUUACAUGCAUGCCAAAGAAAUUUUAGCUAAACGUCUCUGUAACGCAGCAAAGAAAGCUUUGGACAAAAUACCCGUGAAAACUUUGAAAGCAGGAGAUCUGGAGGCGGGUGGGGAGUUGGAAUGCUGUGCUGUUUGUAUUGAGAUGUUCAAAGUUGGAGAAGUUGCCAGAACCCUACCCUGCAAGCAUACAUUUCACAAAUCGUGUGUGGACCCUUGGCUCAUAGAUCAAAGAUCUUGUCCCAUGUGUAAGAUGGAUAUCCUUGAGCACUAUGGACUUAUGUUUAAAGGAAGCCAUGAUAAUGUACUCAACAUGGAUGAGAUGGACUUGAGUAGCUUGCAACAUGGGGAAGAUUUGGAAGUAGUCCAUGUUCCAAUUCAUCAGCAGCCAGUUGCUUGUCAAGGGUGCAAUGAGGUGGGGUCGCCAAGUCGCUCAACAACCUCGGACAUUGAACUCACAGUUGGCAACUGUUCGCUCUUUAGUCCUUUGCAGAGCCCUACCGUGACUAGUGAUUGUAGUCCUUCGUCACUUUCUCAUAACAAGCAGGUUAUAAAGGGCGAUAAUGAGCUGUCAUCAUCUACUCAGCAAGAGAUUGGACCUAAUGAACAACUGAGAACAUUAACUGUAGUUAAAACCCCGUAGAAGUGUCCCAGGGUAAAACUGAAAUUGUAAACCCAGAAUUAAUGUCAUUUUUAUUACUUAAUUGAGUAUAUCUGAGAAAUUUUGUUUCUAAAAUAUGGAAACCUUUUUUUUUUUUGCUUGUUUCGACACUUUCCAGUGCCAAUGAAAAGAGUUCUUACUAGGAUACAGGGGCUGUUAUUAAUUAGCCCGACACUGAAUGGUGAAGUAUGUAAAUAAAUGAAAUGUAAGGCAUGGAUUAUAAUAUUGUUAGUUCUUGAAUGACUGUUUCUAUGUUGCUUUCAAGGGAGUUAAUCUUAUCGUUGUAGGUGGUUAAGACCUGUGUUACAGAAUUUUAUAAAAACUGCACACUUAAUAUACGCUACAUAAUAACAUGUAGCUCGUUGAAUAGUGUUUGCUUAUUGUAAUAUUAUUUAAGAAUAGUUUAAGUAAUUCAAUGAUUUCAACGUAACAGAGACUUAACAAACAUUACUGCAUGUUUUAAGACAAGAAAAACUUUAGUAUUCGUGUACCUAACCCUGUAAUCCUGUUUGAUCUUUGUCCUUAUAAUGUAUGCGUGUUAAGUUCUUCACGAUAAAAAUAGUUUAAUUAAAGAAAAAAGGAGGACACCUUAGAAUUGGAUAUUUACACAUUAUUCUGUGGUUUUAUUUUGUACUAAGCUAAAGUCAAUCAUAGAAUAGGGUUUUACGAAUGAAUGCUGGCACCGAUUCUAUUUAGUCAUUACUAAAUGCACAAACAGUGCUACUUGUGAAGUACCAUUUGAUAUAUUUUUCUUAUGAAAGUGAGGAAUAAAAAAUUAAAUUCUUUUUAUUUCAUUCUAAUCAGCAUGUUUAUAUUAUAAACUCUCAUCACUCAUGAAAAAAUGUAAUCAGAUCAUUAAGUUUUGUAACUUUUUAUUAGUGAAAUUGUGU
This is a messenger RNA of Limulus polyphemus (Atlantic horseshoe crab), 3010 nucleotides long. Its product is annotated as RING finger protein 150-like. Bases 717 to 2102 code for a protein of 461 amino acids. NCBI's taxonomy places the organism in Eukaryota, Metazoa, Arthropoda, Merostomata, Xiphosura, Limulidae. The transcript is spliced from 7 exons. The record is from RefSeq and is a predicted model, not a curated record.